AUGGAAGAUCUUCAAAAUUAGAAAAAGCUGAUAUAUUGGAAAUGACCGUUAAAUACUUGAGACAAAUCAGUAAGCAAGAGAAAAGUUCAGGAGAAAACUCUAAAAAUGAAAGAUAUCAAGCGGGUUAUAGACAAUGUAUGGGCGAAGUAGCUAAGUUCGUCUCUAUUACCCAUCCGUCUCUUACUGCAAAGUUUUUAGAUCAUUUAGAUCGUCGUUUGGCCUCGGAAUGUUCGAAAGAAGACCAACUCGGAGAAAAAGAGCAUUUAAUUUACAUUCCUUGUAAGAUACAACCGGAAUUUUGCCACCGAAAACCUGAAAUGUGGAGACCUUGGUGAUGAUUGAUGAUAGUUUCGUUUGCUUUCGUGUUUUAUUCAUUUUUUUAAAAAAAAUAUGUACAUU
This is a messenger RNA of Centruroides sculpturatus (bark scorpion), 399 nucleotides long. RefSeq names its product transcription factor HES-2-like. The transcript is spliced from 2 exons. The record is from RefSeq and is a predicted model, not a curated record. The coding region runs from base 42 to 335 and encodes 97 amino acids. Gene Ontology annotation, biological process: regulation of DNA-templated transcription. Lineage: Eukaryota; Metazoa; Arthropoda; Arachnida; Scorpiones; Buthidae. Gene Ontology annotation, molecular function: DNA binding.